This is a messenger RNA of Ostertagia ostertagi, 969 nucleotides long. The record is from the annotation of a GenBank genome assembly. NCBI's taxonomy places the organism in Eukaryota, Metazoa, Nematoda, Chromadorea, Rhabditida, Trichostrongylidae.
AUGGGUAGUGGAACGAAGAACUUGUUCAACCCCAUUCUCCGACCUCGUGAGUCGUCUAAUAAGAACUAUCAGCUGAUGUCCGAAGCGCACAUAAUGAUGCGAAAAGACGAAGUGCCGGUAGUAACGUUGGUAUUGAUGUAUUCACGUGUGCUGAUGCUCUACGACUGGCUGAACGACGCGAAGAACUUUGUUAUGUUGAGCUCAGACUUUGAGCCGAAAUACAGUGACGAAGUAGGGCGCUCGGUGGUCAAUGGAGGAGUAGUCGGUCGCAUGGGUAGAGUUCCCUCAGGACAACAACAAACAAUAUCCUUGAAGAUCACUUUGAGCAGUGUGGAAGAGAAAAGAAAGCGAUCGUUUAGGGACUCGGAUUUGUACCUUCUGGAAAAUCCAAGCAUGAGUAAUAGCUUUGCCGUCGUGAUAAACACUAGCGCCGUGUUGAAUGUCAGCGACCCUGGCGGUAUUAUGUCGUUCAAUUUGGAGAUCCAGAAUAUGAAUCUUGGUUGGUGUUGCAUGCAAAACGAAGAAUCGACCCUAAAUCAGUGCUCAAAUGAGUUCUCAAUCGCUGUUAGCAUGACUAUGGGUGACCCCGUAGCAGAAGAUUCCAAUAAACGACGAGGAUUGCCCUCCCUGGCGCUGAAAAGGCACUCAGUAGAGGUGUAUAUUCAUGGAAUGAUCGGCAGGCUGUCCUACAAAGACGUGCGCGUUCUUCGUAGUGCUAUUGACGGAUAUGUGGAGAAUCUGAAGCAGAACGCAGGUGUUACGAUGAUUCCCAUAGUGGGAACCCCGCCGAAGCCUAAAAAUUUGUCAAUCGAUCGACAAUCAGAAGAGCGCCUAGUGUCGAAUUUCUCAAUAUCUGCAGAUUACUUCAAUCAACGAGUUUUUGGGUGGGAGCCGGUUGUAGAGAAGUGGUCAGUAUUGCGGUUUCUUCUGACAAAGAAGGAGAAUACAAGGAAUAUGGAUUUGAUAGCU